Messenger RNA from Larimichthys crocea (large yellow croaker), 2603 nucleotides. RefSeq names its product phosphoribosyl pyrophosphate synthase-associated protein 2. Gene Ontology annotation, molecular function: ATP binding; magnesium ion binding; ribose phosphate diphosphokinase activity. The transcript has 11 exons. Lineage: Eukaryota; Metazoa; Chordata; Actinopteri; Sciaenidae. Gene Ontology annotation, cellular component: ribose phosphate diphosphokinase complex; cytoplasm. The record is from RefSeq and is a predicted model, not a curated record. Gene Ontology annotation, biological process: 5-phosphoribose 1-diphosphate biosynthetic process; purine nucleotide biosynthetic process. The coding region runs from base 226 to 1299 and encodes 357 amino acids.
UUGUGAUUGGCCGAGCUUCACCGUCCCUCAAAACAGAACAUCGUUAGCUAGUCGGAGUGAGGGGAACAGGUUGAAGAGAGCCGGAGGAGGCUUGUUUAUUCAAAUAACGUUGGUUGCAGAUUGUAACCGGACCCAACACACAAGCUGGAAGGGCUCAGCGCAGCGUGGGUACCCAGGGAUCCACUGCCUGAGUGUGGGGAGAGCAGAGGUCGAGACCCCAGAGACAUGAACCACACCAAGGGCGGCCUGGUCAUCUUCACCGCCAACUCGCACCCCUCCAGCCGCGAGCUGGGCAAGAGAAUCGCAGAGCGGUUAGGGGUGGAGCUUGGUAAGGUGCAGGUGUACCAGGAGGCUAACAGAGAAACACGGGUGCAGAUCCAAGAGUCGGUGCGAGGCAAAGAUGUCUUUGUGAUCCAGACAGUGUCCAAGGAUGUGAACACCACCAUAAUGGAGAUGCUGAUCAUGGUGUACGCAUGCAGGACGUCCUGCGCCAGGAGCAUCACAGGCGUCCUCCCCUACUUCCCCUACAGCAAGCAGUGUAAGAUGAGGAAGAGGGGCUCCAUCGUCUCCAAGCUCAUCGCCUCCAUGAUGUGUAAAGCCGGUCUCACCCACCUGAUCACCAUGGACCUCCAUCAGAAAGAGAUUCAAGGCUUCUUCAACAUUCCAGUGGACAAUCUGAGAGCCUCCCCCUUCCUGCUGCAGUACAUACAGGAAGAGAUCCCUGACUACAGGAACGCUGUGAUUGUGGCCAAAUCUCCAGCCUCUGCCAAAAGGGCUCAGUCAUUCGCCGAGCGGCUGCGUCUGGGUAUCGCGGUGAUCCACGGUGAAGCUCAGGACGCCGAGUCAGACCAGGUAGACGGGCGACACUCCCCACCCACCGUCAAGACCACCGGAGCCAUUCACCCCAGCAUGGAGAUACCAUUGUUGAUCCCUAAAGAGAAGCCUCCCAUCACUGUGGUCGGAGAUGUAGGAGGACGCAUCGCCAUCAUAGUGGACGACAUCAUCGAUGAUGUCGACAGCUUUGUGGCAGCAGCAGAGACACUGAAGGAAAGAGGAGCCUACAAGAUAUUCGUCAUGGCGACGCACGGCAUCCUCUCCUGUGACGCCCCGAGGUUCAUCGAGGAGUCAGCCAUCGAUGAGGUGGUGGUGACCAACACCAUCCCCCACGAGCUGCAGAAGCUGCAGUGUCCAAAGAUCAAGACGGUCGACAUCAGCAUGAUCCUGUCGGAGGCCAUCCGCCGCAUCCACAACGGAGAGUCCAUGUCCUACCUGUUUCGCAACAUCGGAGUGGACGACUGAACAGCCCACACACACACACACACACACACACACACACUCAUAUACAUAUCAUUUGCCUUUACACACAUCUCUUCACACCCACACACGCACACAUAGGGGUGAAUGUCAAACACUGAAAUUGUAUCAUAACAUGCAAAUAUAACUGCUAACCCUUUCCUUUGAGUGCAGCUUAACAUAGAUGAUGCCUGAACACAAUUCUACACACUAGUUUUGUUCUGUAGCUCUGACACACACACACACACACACCUGAAUGGAUGUUAAUCAUCUCUAUAGUGGCUGCCCCCUCUUCUCAAACCAAACCUCACUUUUUUAAACUCUCACCUCCAGUCGCCUCUCCAUCGUGUGUGUUUCCAUAGAAAUGAAUGUCGAUGUUAAAUCUUAGUGCGAGAACAAAUCUGUUAGCGUCGAAUGUUCCUUGCAGUACAAUCUUUUAUCGCUAAUAUUCAGAAAGAGUGUCAGUGCCUUCGACAGGACAUGCUCCCAACACACAGGCCUUCAUUACUCCGACACGCAGUCGCGUCUCCACUAACAGAGCUAACUCUUAUCGGCCCUUGUAAUUAACCCAGGAAUAUGCAGGCUCCCGGCUAACGAACUUGUCUAUCAGAGCGUGUGUUUGACCCUCCGUCAGAUCCUUGUUUAUUAAUGUAGUGUGUGAAUGUGCUGCUAAUCUAGUUAGUAUAGAGUCCUACCAGCUAGCCAUUUGUCUGCGUGGUUGCCAUAGCACUUAGCUGCUAAUCUGGUGUCAAAUGUACUAAUUGCUAAACAGAACUGGAAUUCAGGCAGGAAAUCUUUUCUCAGUCUGGUUAAUUGGAUGUUUGAAACAUUACAUGGCAGCGCACUCGUUAAAUUCUGUCUUCAUGAGUCACCCAUACGAACGUUGUGCCAUGGUCUCAAUGCCUGCUCAUCUUUUCUAUUUGUUCACGCCACAGAGCGGUCGUCCUCCAGCCGGAGGCGCUGCCACUCACAAAGAAACUGUUGUAAAGCUGCCAGGUCCACAUUUAAAGUCGCUGCAGUGUCACUCUGGUCAGAAGUGGAAAGUUAUUCUUAAUCAUUUGGAAAAUGAAUUCUUGAUCCUGAGAUCAUCACGAGAGACUGAAGUUAAACACAUUCUACCUGAGUUAAAAAGACAAAAAACACACACUCGUUCCAAACUGCAGCUACAGCUGGAGGAGUCUAUUGAAACUUUUUCUGAUGAGCAAAACUUGACUGAAGCAGGUCUUUGUCACUUUACCAGAUGUGUUCCAAAAAUGUUUUGUAUUUAUUUUCUGCACUUAAUAUGAAUAAAUAUGACCUUUAAAGGUAAA